Molecule: messenger RNA, 699 nt
Organism: Carica papaya (papaya)
Lineage: Eukaryota; Viridiplantae; Streptophyta; Magnoliopsida; Brassicales; Caricaceae
Source: RefSeq, a predicted model, not a curated record
UAGGUUCGUCCAAUUUCCAGAAAAAGUGUAAGCAGGUAAAGAUGAGAGAAUCAUCAAAGACUGGAUGGAAGCCAUUGACGGGCCAAGUGUUGCUCCGUUGAAGACGAAACAAUUUUAGGGCAAAUCACGAGACCAUGCCGGCCAUCGAAGUCGGAAGUGUCGAAGAACUUGGCUCCCUUACCGUCAUUUCGGCGAUUAUCAUUCUCCGACCUCAGUCGAUCAUCUUCUGCGCGAAUCAACGAGGAGCUCGCUCAGUCCUUUGGGCCUGAUUUGUAUGAUUUCCAAUUGAUGGAGUUGCGUGCCAUAACGCAGAAUUUUUCGACGAAUUUUCUGCUGGGAGAAGGUGGGUUCGGGAGAGUGCACAAGGGUUAUGUAGAUGAGAAUUUAAGACAGGGCUUGAAGGCUCAACCUGUAGCGGUUAAGCUUCUGGACAUUGAAGGCCUCCAAGGUCACCGGGAAUGGCUGGCAGAGGUAAUAUUCCUUGGACAGCUGAGGCAUCCAAAUCUGGUUAAAUUGAUUGGAUAUUGCUGCGAGGAAGAACAGCGGCUUCUUGUUUACGAGUUCAUGCCACGUGGCAGCUUAGAGAAUCACCUCUUUAAAAGUCUUUUAAUCUUCUAUUAAUGAUUAAUUUUUUUUUUUUUUUUGAAAGAAAAAGUCAACGUUUGACUAAUUAAACAUUUUUGUGUGACCAUAGGAAUG